This is a messenger RNA of Candidozyma pseudohaemuli, 1167 nucleotides long. RefSeq lists its product as uncharacterized. Bases 1 to 1167 code for a protein of 388 amino acids. NCBI's taxonomy places the organism in Eukaryota, Fungi, Ascomycota, Pichiomycetes, Serinales, Metschnikowiaceae. The record is from RefSeq and is a predicted model, not a curated record. The transcript has 2 exons.
AUGGCAGCAGUGGUUCAGCCACCCUUGAACCUAAUAGACCCUGGAUCAACAGAAAGCCUUCUGGCGCUGUCGCUAGCCCAUUUGGUGAAGUUUUUUGAAUCCUACGAACUCAAAGAUGAUGGGGAGCUUCCUACGGAUCUCCACCCAAAGAGCGAUCACGAACUGGACAAGGAAGAGGAUACAGACAAGGAGGAUCUGGAAAGUGUGGCGUCCACUUUGCCCAAGCCGUUGCCGAAAGGCAAGAUCAAGGGAGAGGACGAGUCCAAAACCGAAAGGACCCACUGGUUCAGAAGAGUCGUAACCAUGAGGUUUGGAACAUGGUCAGAGAGAAAAGCCACCACGAAAGUCACCCCCGAUGACAUUUUUGACCAAAACGAGCCUCAAUCGGAAACUGCUUUUGGAAAGGAAGACUCCCAUGAAUCCCCCAAUAGUGUCCCAAAAGCAUCCAACGCAGCCACUCUUCCUCAAAAGCUCAGCAACUUCAGACCCUCCAGGUCUCGAUCGCUCACUAGCAGAAGUCUCGCUGCUCUUUUCAUCCGCAGCCAAAUGUCCACCGAUCGGCUCGAGGCGUCUGUGUUUCUGCCCUACAAUCACCAGCCCACCCUAGAGGACUUUCCUUCGAUUACAGAUGUCGAGGACAUGUCGGCUGCCAAAAUCGAGUAUUCUACACUUCCGGCCGAAUGGAACGGGUACAAGCACGAAGCGUUGAGGUCUUCCGAUGAGGAGCUCGAGCCACGUACCAAGUGGGGUGAAUGGAGAAAUGCCAAAAGAAGAAUGCAGAUGCUUAAAGGCAAGCUCAAGCUGAGUUUAGCGCUGGGAAAGAAGCGGACCAAGGGGCUUAAGGUGAGAUUUCUUUCUCCUUCUGAAGGUCUGAACAGGCUUCAUAGGCCUGCUGGUGAUAAGGUGGAGGAGGAUGUUUUUUCGCCGUUAUCGGGUAGUGAUGAUUUCGAGCGGCAGCGUCUUGAAAAACGAGAGAUUGAUAUCAAGCUGAAGGAGGAAUAUCUCAAGGCCGCUGAGGCAAAAUUGACGGCUAGACAACUUGAGCAGGCGGCAACAGAUACAAAAAGCCCUCUCGAAGAGAUAAAGGCCAAGCUCCGAGAAAACGAGACUGACAUGAAGAAGUUUCGAGAGAUUGCCAAUACGGUCAAUCGAUUUUUAGAUCGUUGA